GCGACCCGUGAUCUCGAUGAUAUGGAAGUCGAAUUUCAUGGACUGGAAGCCGAUCCAACGGAUUUUGAGAAUCAAGAAAUUAAAAUUUCACCCUAUCAAAUUUUAAAUCCAGAUGGUGGUUACGUAUAUAAGACGACCCUUGAACUACAGCUUUGUAGUUUCAUUUGUACUGGCUCAUCUAGCAGAAAUUAUAGGACAAGGAGUCGAGAGAUACGGUUAGAGGACAUACCCUUCGUUUCUGAAUUAAUUCAAGAUGGACUUGGUGAGAGGGUUGUUGAACUUCUUCUUCAUUUCCAGUAUCGCGCAUGCAGACAAGACCCAUUGCUUUUUGUAUUAGCUAUAUGCUGUAGAUCGAGUGACAGACAAACAAAAAGAGCUGGAUAUAAUGCACUUCCGUCAAUUUGUCGAAUACCAACACAACUGUUCAAAUUUCUAAGUUUUUGUCAAAAAAUUAAUCAGAAGAAUUCUUUGUCUAAAGGUUGGGGCAGAGCACAUCGGAAAGCAAUCUGUGAUUGGUAUCAUAGUUACGGAACAUCAGAAACCAAGUUAAAACUUUUGGCACUUCAUAUAACAAAAUACUCCAAAAGACAUGGAUGGCGACAUAAAACCGUAAUGCGCCUAGCCCAUAUCAAUGUCAAGGAAGAAGAAGAUCCAGCCUUGAAGUAUCUGGUGAUUCUUGCAGUGAAAGGAAAACAAUAUGCAGAUUCUACCACCUUUAUGGAGAAUCAAAGAAAACGAGAAUUUUAUCAGACGUCAACCCUGAAAAAAAUAAGCGACCUCCUCUCUUCGAUAGAAACCGCAAAACAUACAAAGGAUGUCAGUCAAGUGAAGAGGCUUAUCUUGGAGCAUAGAUUAGUGAGGGAACAUAUACCGACCUGCUUCUUAAACGAAAGAGAGGUUUGGUUAGCUCUUGCAAGACAUAUGCCAGUGACUGCCCUGAUUCGAAAUUUAGGGAAAAUGUCUAAGCUGGAAAUCUUUAAAAGAAGCACAUCAGAGGAGAAGCCAUCUUUUGAAGAAUACUUAGCACUUGAAAAACUGAAGAAUAAAGAACUAAUCACAAAAGAAAAGGUACAUCCUUUUACCUACAUGCUAGCAAUCAACCAGUACAAAAAAGGUGAAAACAGAUCAAAAUCGCUGCAAUGGCCAAUUUACCCACAGAUUUGCUCUGCACUUAAAGAAGGGUUGUAUUUAUUUUUCGAAAAUAUCAAGCCUACAAAGAAACGUUUUUUGGUGGCAUUGGAUAUAAGUAAAUCGGUAGAAGAAAGUGUAACUGUAGUGGGAUCUCCUUCUCUACAAGCUCUGGACGUUGCUGCCUUUAUGCUGUCUCUGAUAAUUAGGACAGAACAAAAUUGCCAUGCAAUAAUUUUCUCGAACAACAGAGCAACUGUUUUGCCUAUCAGACCUGAUGAUGAUAUCGAAGUGGUAGCUGAAAAGAUAAAGGACUUGAGAAGUUUACCGAGUGAAGUCUCUGCUGACGCAUCCCUGCCAUUCAAGUAUGCAAUUGAAAAGAAGAAGAUUUACGAUGUCGUCAUUAUUUACACAGAUUCUUACGCUACUUCUGGAACCCCACAUCCUUCGCAGGCAUUACAAUUUUAUCGACAAUCUUCAGGAAAGACUGAUGCUAAAUUGGUCGUCUGUAACUUGGCCUGUUCCGAUGUCUCUAUCGGAGACAUAGAAGAUCCCUUAACGUUGACAGUGUGUGGAUUUGAUUCCUAUGUUCCACAAAUCAUAUCAAAUUUUAUUAAUGGGAAUUUUAAUUCCUCGUGAGUGUUUCGAAAGUGCUUAGUUCUAUAUUCAUGAAUUUUUAUGCAUUUGAAUCUUAAGCAAAUGAAGGGAUUCAAUUGUGAUAAGAAAUUUUUGAAAUAUUUCAUAUAUGCAAGAGAAAAUAAUUCAAUAGAAAAUAAGCGUAUGAAAAGUCAUAUGUG
Saccostrea echinata is the source of this 1925-nucleotide messenger RNA. Its product is annotated as RNA-binding protein RO60-like. Gene Ontology annotation, molecular function: RNA binding. Gene Ontology annotation, cellular component: ribonucleoprotein complex. The transcript has 2 exons. The coding region runs from base 22 to 1767 and encodes 581 amino acids. NCBI's taxonomy places the organism in Eukaryota, Metazoa, Mollusca, Bivalvia, Ostreida, Ostreidae. The record is from RefSeq and is a predicted model, not a curated record.